AUGCGAAAAGCAAUGGCCAAUUCGAUUGUAGGUGAUGAUGUUUAUAAAGAGGAUCAAACAACAAUCAAUCUCGAAAAUCGAUGCGCAAAACUUUUCGGAAAAGAAGCUGGCCUUUUUGUAGUUUCCGGAACUAUGGGAAAUUUAUUAGCUGUAAUGGCACAUUGUCAAAGAGGUGAUGAAAUUAUUGUUGGAAAACAUAAUCAUAUUCAUCGAUGGGAACAAGGAAAUUAUGCGCAAAUUGGAGGUUGGAAAUUUUUUUUGUAAAUUAUUUUCAAAUUUAUUUUUAAAAAAUUAUUCAGGUAUCAGUGCAACAACUUUGAACUGCAACGAUGAUGGAACAAUGAAUUUAGCUGAAAUUGAGGAGGCGAUUAGAGUAAAGGCGGGUUAUAGUGAUAAAGAUUAUAAAAUUCAAGAAGAAGAUUCAGAUAUUGUUCACAUUCCAGUAAGAAAAAAUAUAUAUAUUUUAUUACAGGGUAUUAGAAAUAUGAAAGAUUUAGAAAUAUGAAAUUUUUUAUGAAAAAAGUGUUGGUAUGGAUUCGUAAGUUGGAAAAAAUGAAAAUUUUCGCAAAAUUUUCCAUACCAAAAUAAUCUUUAUUUUUUCAGGAUUGUCAUAUGCCAGCAACUCGUUUGAUUUGUAUUGAGAAUACUCAUAAUUUUACGGGUGGAAAAGCAUUGCCAGUUGAAUGGAUGAGGUAACAUUUUAUAGAAAAAUCUGGGAAAUUUUUGAGGAAAUCACCAAAAAAAUCCAGCAUAGUCAGAUUUUUUAGAAAAAUUCUAAAUCGGACCAACUUUUUAAAGUCAUAUUCCAAUCACACGCCAAUGUUCCAAUUUUUUAAGGUCCGAUUUCUUUUUCAAAAAAAUGUGGCAAUUUUCAAAAUCGGGACCUCGACAAAUCAAGUACAUCCAACAAAACUUUUUUUUCCAGCUCCGUACAAAAACUUGCUCAAAAACACAAUUUGAAAGUUCAUAUGGAUGGAGCCCGAAUCUACAAUGCUGCAAUUGCUUCAAAAACUCUCAGUCGCUGAAAUCUCAUCAUACGCGGAUACUGUUCAAAUGUGUUUUUCAAAAGGACUUGGUGCUCCAAUCGGCUCAAUUAUCGUCGGACCUUUGGAAUUCAUUGAUAAAGCUCGUCAUAUUCGAAAAGCUAUUGGUGGAGGCUGGCGGCAAAGUGGUGUUUUAGCAGCUGCUGCUCAUGUAGCUUUGGAUAAUGCGGAAGUUACGAUAACUAGGGAUAAUCAACGGGCUGUGAAGUUGGCCAAAAUGAUUAAUGAUGUAACACCGAGCGACAAAAGAUCGGUGAGAUUAUUAGUUUUUUUUCUGAAAAAAAAUUUGGCAUUUUCGUUUUCUCACGAGCUCAAUUUUGGGGCUUCAAUGCACAUUGUGCAUUUUGUAGUUUAUAUGAGAUUUUCAGAGAAUAUUUGCGCAAGACAAGGAUAUAACAAACAUGGUUUUGGUGCAUUGCGACAAUGUUCAGAAAUUCACCGCAUUUUUCCAAGAACGAGAUGUUUUGGUGAUGGCAUUUGAUACAAAACGCAUUCGAAUGGUUUUGAAUUGGGGAGUUAAUGAUGAACAUUUGGAGAAAAUUGUGAAAGUUUAUCAGGAAUAUGUUGAACAAAUGUGA
This is a messenger RNA of Caenorhabditis angaria, 1621 nucleotides long. The record is from the annotation of a GenBank genome assembly. Lineage: Eukaryota; Metazoa; Nematoda; Chromadorea; Rhabditida; Rhabditidae.